AUGUCCGCUCUUUCUCCAGAAGUUAACAAUACGUUACUAGGUUUAAUCCAAGGAUUUGCAUCCGCUGACAACAAUGUUAGAUCAGAAGCUGAGAGAACCUUGAACCAAGAAUGGAUCACACCUGAAAAUGUGGAAGUUUUAUUGAUAUUUUUGUCUGAGCAAGCAUCUCUAUCCCAAGACUUAACCGCAUCAGCAUUAUCAGCAGUUCUAUUCAGAAAAUUGGCUCUUAGAGCUCCACCAUCCUCCAAGACUGUGAUAAUUGCAAAAAAUAUUACCCACAUUAGCACAAAUGCAUUGUUGCAAAUUAGAGCUACAUUAAUAAAGGGCUUCAUGGCUGAGAGACCAUCUUCUAUAAGGCACAAAUUAUCAGACGCAAUUGCCGAGUGCGCUCAGGAGGAUUUACCUGAGUGGCCAGAAUUGUUGCAUACAAUAGUUGAAUCUCUAAAAAGUCCUGAUCAAAAUUUCAGGGAAUCCAGUUUUAGAAUACUAACAUCGGUCCCUCACCUAAUAAACUCCGUAGACGUAAUGCACAUAUUGCAAAUUUUUGAAUCUGGUUUCACAGAUGAAUCUGAUUCGGUCAAGAUUGCAGCAGUAACUGCCUUUGUUGGAUAUUUUAAACAGUUGCCAAAAUCCAAUUGGUCAAAGUUGGGUGUUUUGCUACCAAGUUUGCUAAAUAGUCUUCCUAAAUUUUUGGAUGACGGUAAAGAUGACGCAUUGGCUUCAGUAUUUGAAUCUCUAAUCGAGCUAGUUGAAUUAGCUCCAAAAUUAUUCAAAGAUAUGUUUGAUCAGAUAAUUCAAUUCUGUGACAUGGUCAUCAAGAAUAAGGACCUUGAAACCUCUGCAAGAACAACAGCAUUAGAAUUGUUAACAGCAUUUAGCGAAAAUGCUCCACAUAUGUGCAAAAAUAAUCAAAACUACGCCCAAUCUAUCAUAAUGGACAGUUUGAUAAUGAUGACAGAAGUUUCAAUUGACGAUGAUUCAGCAUCAGAGUGGAAAUCCUCUGAUGAUACCGAUGACGAUGAAGAAGCUACUUACGAUCACGCACGUCAAGCUUUAGACCGUGUAUCUUUAAAGCUUGGCGGCAAGUAUCUGGCUCCUACACUAUUCCAAUACUUACAACAAAUGAUAUCAUCUGCAGAAUGGAGAGAACGUUUUGCUGCUCUUAUGGCUUUAUCAUCUGCCGCAGAAGGUUGUCAAGACGUUCUGAUUGGUGAAAUUCCAAAAAUUAUAGACAUGGUUAUUCCACUAAUAGCUGACCCUCAUCCACGAGUUCAAUAUGGGUGCUGUAACGUUUUAGGUCAAGUAUCUACCGAUUUUGCACCUUUGAUACAAAAAACCGCCCAUAAUAGAAUUCUUCCAGCGUUAAUAUCGAGGUUAACCAAUGACUCUGUAGAAAGAGUACAAACUCAUGCUGCUGCUGCCUUGGUUAAUUUCUCUGAGCAUGCAACUCAAUCUAUAAUGGAGCCUUAUUUGGAUGAUUUAUUGAAUAACUUACUAAAUCUGCUACAGAGUAAUAAAUUAUAUGUACAGGAACAGGCAUUAACAACAAUUGCAUUUAUAGCAGAAGCUGCAGAGAAGAAAUUCAUUAAAUACUAUGAUACUUUGAUGCCGUUAUUAUUAAACGUUUUGAAAGUAGAGUCUGAUGAUAGCAACAGUGUACUAAAGGGUAAGUGUAUCGAGUGUGCAACUCUAAUCGCUCUUGCUGUCGGUAAGCAGAAGUUUUCUGAACACUCAGUAGAAUUAAUAACUUUACUAGCAGGACUACAAAGCUCUACGAUUCAAGAUGAUGAUCCGUUGAAGUCAUACUUGGAACAUGGCUGGAGUAGAGUUUGUAGAAUACUAAAAGAGGAAUUUGUACCACUUUUACCAAUGGUGAUUCCUCCAUUGCUAGAAACCGCUAAGGCUACACAGGACGUUAGCUUGAUCGAGGAGGAGGAUGCUGCUAAUUUUCAACAAUACUCUGAGUGGGAUAUUGUUCAAAUUCAAGGUAAACAUAUUGCCAUUCAUACUUCUAUUUUAGAUGAUAAAGUCACUGCAAUGGAACUUCUUCAAGUCUAUUGUACUGUCUUAAGAAAUAACUUUGCAAGCUACGUCAAGGAAGUGAUGACUGAAAUCGCUGUACCAUCUCUAGAUUUUUAUCUACACGAUGGUGUCAGAGCUACUGGUGCUGGAUUGAUUCCAAAUUUACUAUCUGCUUUGAUUUCCACUGUCGGGUUACAAAAUGAACAAGUUUUACAGCUUUGGAACUUAGCAGCCACUAAACUAAUACAUGGUAUAACGACAGAACCAAUGCCGGAAAUCACACAAAUAUAUCACUCCGCCUUUGUGGAUUGUAUUACAAUCAUGGGUGCCAAUAGUCUAAGCGAUGAGUCUUUGGUUCAAUUUACUAAAGGUGUUUCUUCAAAUCUAUCCGAUGUUUUUGAGCGAGUAAAAAAUAGACAUAACGAAGGUGAUGAAUAUAAUGAGGAAUAUGAAGAUGAGUAUGAUGGCUUUACCGAUGAAGAUUUAUUGGAUGAAAUCAAUAAGUCUAUUGCUGCUGUCUUGAAAGCCACUCAAGGAUCAUAUCUCCAACACUUUGAAACACUAUGGCCACUAAUCAUAACUUUCUUGAAUGAUUCCGAAUCAAUGAAUAUUAUUUUUGCUCUGGUAGUUGUUGGAGACAUGGUUCAAUAUGGAGGAGAAAAAUCCGCAAAUUUCAAAGAUUCAAUUGCCCCUAAAAUUGUUGAAUACCUAGUAUCGCCAGACGCUAGUGUUCGUCAAGCUGCUGCAUUUGUGCUUGGCACAUGUGCUGAAUAUGCCCCAACAACAUAUCACAGCAUAUGUAUACCAUCCUUGGAAACACUAUCGCAAGUAGUUAAUAUCCCCGAUGCCAUAUCAGAUGAGAAUAGGACUGCAACGGAAAAUGCUAGUUCUGCGAUUGCAAAGAUUCUUUUCUCUUAUAAUACUAAUAUACCAAAUUUUGACUCACAUAUUAAUGGCUGGCUAAAAACUUUACCAACACUAGAAGACGAGGAAGCAUCAAGUUUUAACUACAAAUUUCUAAGUCAUUUGAUUGAAGGCAACUAUCCGGCAGUAUGCUCAGCAGAUGCCAUACCGACUGUGGUUGAUCACGUAGUUCAAGCGCUAUUCCACAAUUCUCUGAAAGAUAAGGCUGCAGCUGAAGCGGUAAAUUCAGUUAAGAAACUUCUUUCCACUAUGAAUCAUUCAGAAGCAAUGGCUCUUUUGCAGAACUACCCAGCUCCAUAUAUGGAGACUAUCAAAACAUGGUUCUCUUAA
Molecule: messenger RNA, 3276 nt
Organism: Nakaseomyces glabratus
Lineage: Eukaryota; Fungi; Ascomycota; Saccharomycetes; Saccharomycetales; Saccharomycetaceae
Gene: PSE1
Product: importin PSE1
Biological process (GO): protein import into nucleus
Cellular component (GO): nucleus; cytoplasm
Molecular function (GO): nuclear import signal receptor activity
Source: RefSeq, a predicted model, not a curated record